AUGGAUUCUUCAGGGAACUUUCGUUCACACAAUGAAGCAGCGUCAUGCCAUGACAAGUUGGAGAAUGAAGACCCAGCACAAGAAGAGCAUGCCUCUCUGAACAAGCGCUUGAAACUUUCAUCAGAUAUACUUAAUGAGCCUAGCCCUUUGGGUUUACGUCUGAGGAAGAGCCCUUCACUUUUAGAUUUGAUACAAAUGAAGCUUUCUCAAGGGAGCAUGUGUCUUGCAAAUACACAUAAUGAAAGCUUAAGCUCAAGAGUGAAAAAGGAGAGUCGUGGUGCUGCUGCAUCAGGUUCUGUUGACAAGCUUAAGGCUUCAAAUUUCACAGCUUCACUUUUAAGAAUUGGUUCAUGGGAGUUUAAAUCAAGAUAUGAGGGCGACUUAGUGGCAAAGUUUUACUAUGCUAAACAGAAGCUUGUUUGGGAAUUUCUUGGAUGUGAACUAAAGAGCAAAAUUGAAAUCCAGUGGUCAGAUAUUGUGACACUUAAGGCAAACUGUCCUGACAUUGGACCUAGCUCAUUGACUGCAGUGCUUGCUAGACAGCCUCUUUUCUUCAGGGAGUUUAAUCCUCAGCCUAGAAGGCAUACAGUCUGGCAGGCAACGUCAGAUUUUACUGAUGGGCAUGCUAGCAAAUACAGGCAGCACUUUUUGCAAUGUAGGCAAGGGCUGUUGACCAAGCAUUUUGAAAAGCUUAUGCAGUGCAACACACAUCUUAAUUUCUUAAGCCAGCGACCACAGAUGAUUUUGAAUUCACCACCUCGUUUCGAUACACAGCCUGCUGCUUUUGAGAACUCUGACAAUCCGAAAUAUCAUGAUUUGCAUCAAGUCAAUGGUAAAGGAUCUGCCACAUCUUGUUUUCAGGACAUAGGGUCACUCCAUUCAUCCCUGUCACCGUCAUUUAAGAUUGAAAACAAUGAUCCUCCUGGCAUUACCUUGGAUUGUCUGCCCCUUGAAGCACCUUCUCCUAGUUCAGGGAAUUCAAAUUCUGAAACUGAUUCCAAGGGCCCAAGAGAUUGGGAUCAGAUAAAACUUCCUGGACUCCGCCCUUCUAUGUCAGCAAGCGAUUUUAUUAAUCAGGUUGAACGUUGUCUUUCUGAAGAAAUGACUCCCUUUUCUGGUGGAGGACCUGAGUACAAGGAAAUGUUGGACGACAUUGCACAGUAUCUGCUUAGUGACAAUCAGGUUACAGCUUCUGAUGAAGAAUCACUCAUGUCAAGGGUCAAUUCUCUCCGCUGUCUUCUGCAGAAGGACCCUGCAGCUGUGCUGAAUUCACAUGAGGAAAGUGCUGUUGAAGGACCUGAUAAUGGGAAAAACAUUCAACUUAGCCAUGAUCUUGAAUUAAUGCAGGACAAUAAAAUUAAAAUAGAUGUUAAGACUGCUCAAAAUGACUCGAGACGGUUCUUGUGGUAA
Gastrolobium bilobum is the source of this 1410-nucleotide messenger RNA. RefSeq lists its product as uncharacterized. The transcript has 6 exons. The record is from RefSeq and is a predicted model, not a curated record. The coding region runs from base 1 to 1410 and encodes 469 amino acids. NCBI's taxonomy places the organism in Eukaryota, Viridiplantae, Streptophyta, Magnoliopsida, Fabales, Fabaceae.